Candoia aspera is the source of this 4229-nucleotide messenger RNA. Its product is annotated as retinal guanylyl cyclase 2-like. Gene Ontology annotation, biological process: protein phosphorylation; receptor guanylyl cyclase signaling pathway; intracellular signal transduction. The transcript is spliced from 20 exons. Bases 1 to 4149 code for a protein of 1382 amino acids. The record is from RefSeq and is a predicted model, not a curated record. Gene Ontology annotation, cellular component: plasma membrane. Lineage: Eukaryota; Metazoa; Chordata; Lepidosauria; Squamata; Candoiidae. Gene Ontology annotation, molecular function: ATP binding; guanylate cyclase activity; protein kinase activity.
AUGGUUAACGUGCACAACGCGGUUAGGCUAACCCCGGAUCGGCUGCGGGAGCGCGUGUCUCAACGGGCCGGGCGCAGCAAAGCCCUUUGCUUCGUUCCAGCUUCGGGCUCCCGCAGCCACCGGGCGAAGGAUGCCCGCGCAGGCAGCUCGAAAGUUUCAGGCGCGCGCUCCCGAGUCUCCCCUCGCAGAAAGGGGCGUGAUGCGCCCCUCGCCCCCCCCCAGCACCCCGCAGACGGGCGCAGUCCGGAGGAGCUCCGUCAAGCCAACGCGCAACGCGCGGAACAGCCGGGGCGGCUCGUCCGACCGACAGCGGGCUGGCGAGCAAGCCCCGGGCGCUCGGGAUGCGGAGGAGCAGCAGCCGCCCGGGAGCCGCUCUCGCCCGUCUGCAGGGAGCUCAGCCCGCCCCGGAUGCCCGGCGGGGCCAAGCGCCGCCGAACUCACCUUUCCAGCCGGCCACCCGGCGAGGCUCCCUCCGUCUCCGUCCUCCGUCCUCCGGCUCAGCCCCGGCGAGGAGAGGCGGCGGCGGGAGCGCGCGUUCUGCUGGCGAAGGAGCCCCGGGGCGGCGGGCAGGCGUUCCGGCGGCGCCGCCAGCUGGCUUUUAAAGUCCGCCGCCAGCGCGCAACCGCGAGCACGCCUCUUCCACGCGCCCGCCCGCGCCCCCCGAUGCGCCCCCGCAAGCCUUCUGAAGCGCGGCCCCGGCUCUCCCCCGCCGCCGCGCCGCCGCCGCCGCCGAGGGUGCGUCUCCAAAGUGCGCGGCCCCGCUCGGCGCGUUCACGGGGCGGGCCGCCGCCUGCUUCUCGGGGAGGGGGCAGGGAUUCUGCGGGGGUGGGGGUUGCCUCUGCGGCUUCCCUCCCGGCAGAAGAGGGGCCCGCUUUCCAGGCGGCGGGCGAGGGGCGGGCCGGGCCGGGGCUGGCCGCGGAGGGCUUCGUCUUAGGGGUGAUCCUGACACUUUCCCCCGUCUGUUGCGCAGUCUUGAAGAUUGGUCUGGUGGGGCCUUGGUCCUGCAACUCCUUCUUUUCCAAGGCCUUUCCCCACAUUGCUGCUCAAUUAGCCAUGGAGAGGAUCCGUAAGGAUCCCUCCGUCACUGCUGUCCAUCAGCUGGAUUACGAAUUGUUCGAGGAACGCUGCCAAACCUGGAAAGCAAUUGCUGGAUUUGCGGGCUCCACCAAGCAUCUUUCGGCGUUCAUAGGGCCGCUGAAUCCUAGCUACUGUGACACCGCCGCGUUGCUGGCCCGAGGUUGGAAUAAAGCCAUGGUAUCUUGGGUGUGCCUAAAUGAUGAACUGGAUAAUCCAAUCAACCAUCCAACAUUUGCAAGAACCCUGCCUUCUUCAGCAUCGGUCCUCUUCACCGUGCUGAAAUACUUUAGCUGGGCUCAUGUCGGCAUCGUCUCUUCCAAAGAAGACCUUUGGGUGGACGCAGCUGACAAGCUAGCUGGUGCUCUCAGAAGCCAUGGGCUACCCGUGGCUAUUGUUACGUCAACAGGGAUGGAAGCAGAGAAAGUAGAAGAGACUUGGACAAAGAUUCAAGCUGCUGGAAAUAUCAAAGUCCUCGUCCUCUGCAUGCCUUCGGCGCUCCUCGGCGGGGAAGCCCAGGCGACCUUCCUCAGCAAAGCCCGGGAGCUGGGGCUGACCGACGGCCGGUACGUCUUCGUGCCCUACGAUACUCUGUUUUACAGCCUGCCGUACGGGAACCAUUCGUAUUUUCUUCUCGACAACGAUGACACCUUCCGGGAGGCUUACGACGCCGUGCUGACCAUUACUUUGCAGUCUGGAGAAAGGACUUUUUACGACGCCUUCCGAGCAGCCAAGAAAAAGGGAGAAAUAACAGUGGAUUUGGACGCAGAACAGGUCACUCCACUUUUUGGGACAAUCUACAAUGCCGUUUACCUGGUCACAAAAGCUUUAGCCAAGGUAGCCCAGCCUGAAACUUCUGAACUCUCUGGAACAACGUUGAUUCAACACAUCAGAAAUUUCGACUUUGCUGGCUUCAGCCACAGGAUACAGGUCGACAGCAAAGGACGGCCGCUGGCCAAAUACGUUAUUCUGGACACGGAUGGCAAAGGAAGUCAGCUGUUCCCCACUUAUGUGCUGGCUGCAUCUUCUGGCACGAUACAGCCCCUGGGGAGGGCUAUACAUUUCCCUGCGGGGAGAGCCCCCCCAGCUGAUUCGGCCUGCUGGUUUGAACCAGAUGUCCUCUGCAAGAGAGAUGACUUGUAUCCAGGACUGCUGAUUGUGAUUUUACUGCUGUCACCUCCUGUCUUCCUGCUCCUCUUUGGCCUGUACCUGGCAUACCUCAUCAGAAACAGUAACCCUAGUCGCCACGCUGUCAAAGGAUCGCAGAAGCUAUUUCUGACUUUAGACGAUCUAACUUUUGUGAACACCAAAAUCAGUAGAAUGAGACUAACUCUCGACAACCUCAGUGAGUCAAGGAGCUGCUCAGAAGUACACAGCCUGAGAUCUGUGACCCAUUCAUUGUCGGUGAAAAGCACAAUGCUGACCUAUGAAACAUCUAAUGUGGCCAUGUAUGAGGGAGACUGGGCAUGGCUGAAGAAACUGGAGACUGGAGUGACCAGUGAUUGGAGGCACCGGGCUACCUGUGUGCUAACCAAGAUGAGGGACCUACGCCAUGAAAACGUGAACCCGUUUCUAGGGCUUUUAUCCGACAUGGGUGUCUCUGUGGCUGUGAUGGAAUUCUGCUCCAGGGGAAGUCUGCAGGACUUGCUGCAAAACACCGACAUAAAGUUGGACUGGAUGUUUAAAUCGUCCCUUUUGAUGGAUUUAAUUAAAGGAAUGAAAUACUUACACAGCCAGGACAUCAGCCACGGGCACCUCAAAUCCCGCAACUGUGUGGUGGAUGGACGGUUUGUGUUGAAAAUCACCGAUUAUGGCUACGGCGAGUUAUUGGCAGCCCAGGGCAUCCGCCAGGUUCAGACCUCUGCAGAAGAGUUGCUCUGGACUGCUCCUGAAUUACUGAGAGAUCCUGAGGUGCACCCCAAAGGCACCUUUAAAGGCGAUGUGUUUAGCUUUGCCAUUAUCCUGCAAGAAGUCAUUCUUCGGGGACCCCCCUAUUGCAUGUUGGAAACUCCAGCUGAAGAGAUUAUAAGCAAGUUGAAGAACCCCCUGCCUGUGUUUCGUCCAAGCAUUCCACUAGAAAAUACCCCUUCGGGAUAUAUCCAGCUGAUGAAGCAAUGCUGGAGUGAAGUGCCGAAUCGAAGACCAACAUUCGACAAGGUCUUAGAGCAGUUCAAAACCAUCAACAAAGGAAAACAGAUGAAUAUCAUUGACUCCAUACUGCGGAUGUUAGAAAAGUAUUCCAGCAACCUGGAAGAAUUAAUCAGAGAGAGAACAGAAGAAUUGGAGAUGGAAAAACAGAAGACAGAGAAGCUGCUGUCUCAAAUACUUCCUUUGUCAGUGGCAGAAACGCUGAAAACGGGAGCAUCUGUUGAACCAGAAUAUUUUGAAGAGGUCACCAUUUACUUCAGCGACAUCAUUGGUUUCACCACCAUGUCCGCCCUGUGUGAGCCGAUUGAAAUUGUGGACCUCCUCAAUGACCUCUACACUCUCUUUGAUGCCAUCAUAGGCCACCAUGAUGUUUACAAGGUGGAGACCAUCGGCGACGCUUACAUGGUUGCAUCAGGACUUCCAAAGCGCAAUGGUCACAGGCACGCUGCUGAGAUAGCCAACAUGUCUCUGGAUAUCCUCAGCUCAGUGGGAGCUUUCAAAGUGAAACAUAUCCCUGGUUUGCCUAUUAAGAUACGGAUGGGGCUGCAUUCUGGCCCCUGUGCUGCAGGGGUGGUGGGUCUCACCAUGCCCAGGUACUGUCUGUUUGGAGACACAGUGAACACGGCUUCGCGGAUAGAGUCCACCGGAUUGCCCUACAGGAUUCACAUCAGCCAAAAUACAAUGAAGAUACUUCAGAAUCUUAAAGAAGGUUACAGAAUGGAUUUUAGAGGGAAGACAGAGCUGAAGGGCAAAGGGUUAGAAGACACGUACUGGUUAGUAGGCAAAAAAGGAUUCACCAAGGCACUUCCCCACCCUCCAGAAAUAAAACCUGGACAACCAUGGCAAGAAAUUGUCACCCGAGAAAUUAAGGCUGCUAUGAAGGUCUCCAGGAGCAAGUUCAUGGACAAGCAGAGCAGAGAGCUGUAAAUGGGUGGAGCGCAGAGAGGGACACGUGUCCACCGUACAAACCCUUGUCCUUUUCUGAGAAAUCAGGCUUGUGCAUUUGA